Messenger RNA from Gallus gallus (chicken), 1867 nucleotides. RefSeq names its product aspartyl aminopeptidase (gene DNPEP). NCBI's taxonomy places the organism in Eukaryota, Metazoa, Chordata, Aves, Galliformes, Phasianidae. Gene Ontology annotation, biological process: proteolysis. Bases 16 to 1812 code for a protein of 598 amino acids. Gene Ontology annotation, molecular function: aminopeptidase activity; zinc ion binding. The record is from RefSeq and is a predicted model, not a curated record. The transcript is spliced from 15 exons.
ACCCAUGCCAGUGAGAUGAGGCAGCACCCGCCCCAUCCCACCGCAUGUCUGGCGGCUGGCGUAAGGACGGCCGUGCGCUCAGCCUCCAGCAAUGCCCGGCCGCUGACUGCACUUUCCCAUGCAGGGACACGUGGCCCGGGGGGCGGCUCGGCAGCAGCGCGGGUGCCAUCCCCGCGCUCAUCCUGGCAGGGCGGGUGCCGGGGGAAGGGGGCGGCCCUUCCCGGAGCUUCGCACAUCCAUCCGGGCUGCCUUAACCUCCCUCCAGCGGGGCUCAGCUCCGGUCGCCUCUGCACCGCACGCCCGUGGGCGCCCGCGGGAACCCUGCGGUGGGGUACGAGCCCCGCAGCGGGGAUCCCUGCCGCGCUGCGUACUGCGGGGCGGGGCGGCAGGUGCAGGGCGGCGGGCCCGAAGCAGGCCGUGCAGGCGGCGGCGCAGGAGCUGGUGAGGUUCGUCAACCGCGGCCCCUCGCCCUACCACGUGGUGGCCGAGUGCCGCAGCCGCCUGCUGCAGGCCGGCUUCCAGGAGCUGAAGGAGACGGAGCGCUGGGACAUCCGCCCCUCCUGCAAGUACUUUGUCACCAGGAACUACUCCACACUCAUCGCCUUCGCCGUCGGGGGCCGCUUCCAGCCGGGGAAUGGGUUCAGCCUCCUCGGGGCGCACACCGACAGCCCCUGCCUCAGGGUGAAGCGACGCUCGAAGCGGGGGCAGGUGGGCACGGUGCAGGUCGGUGUGGAGACCUAUGGAGGGGGCAUCUGGAACACCUGGUUUGACCGUGACCUCACCGUGGCAGGAAGGGUGAUCGUGAAGGAGCCGAACACGGGGCGCCUGGAGCAGCGGCUGGUGUGCGUGGAACGGCCCAUUCUCCGCAUCCCCCAUCUGGCCAUCCAUCUGCAGCGCAGCAUCAAUGAGAACUUCGGACCCAACACCGAGCACCACCUGGUUCCCAUUCUGGCUACUGCCGUGCAGGAGGAGUUGGAAAAAGAGCCAGCCGUGGAUCGCACAGCUGGUGUUGCUGCAGCCCAGACAGAGCGGCACAGCCCUGUCCUUCUUUCCCUGCUCUGCUCCCAGCUGGGAGUGAAACCAGAGCAGAUUGUGGAGCUGGAACUAUGCCUGGCAGAUACGCAGCCAGCGACUCUUGGCGGUGCCUUUGAUGAGUUCAUCUUCUCCCCACGCCUGGACAACUUGCACAGCUGCUACUGUGCUCUGCAGGCGCUGAUCGACUCAUGCACAGUUCCCUCCCUCUCCCAGGAGCCCAAUGUGCGCCUCAUUGCACUCUAUGACAACGAGGAGGUAGGGUCAGAGAGUGCCCAGGGCGCCGAGUCCCUUCUGACAGAGCUGGUGCUGCGUCGAAUCUCAGCAUCACCACAAAACCUGACAGCCUUUGAGGAGGCGGUGGCCAAGUCCUACAUGAUCAGUGCUGACAUGGCCCAUGCAGUGCACCCUAACUAUGUGGACAAGCAUGAGGAGAAUCAUCGGCCAGCCUUCCACAAGGGCCCUGUCAUCAAAGUGAACAGCAAUCAGCGCUACGCCUCCACAGCUGUCACUGAGGCAGUCAUCCGGGACAUCGCGGCCCGUGUGGGUGUUCCUCUGCAGGAGUUCAUGGUACGCAAUGACACGCCGUGCGGCACCACCAUCGGCCCCAUUCUGGCCUCCCGCCUGGGGCUGCGUGUGCUGGACAUCGGCUGCCCGCAGCUGGCCAUGCACUCCAUCCGAGAGAUGUGCUGCACCUCGGGGGUGCUGCAGAGCAUCACUCUCUUCAAGGGCUUCUUUGAGCUCCUGCCUGUGGUCAGCAGCAGCCUGGUGGUCGACUGAGUGUGAUGGGAGAAAGGUUAUGGGGUUCGUCCCUGAUUAAAGCAUCUCUGUCUCA